Brienomyrus brachyistius is the source of this 4920-nucleotide messenger RNA. Its product is annotated as potassium voltage-gated channel subfamily H member 1-like. Gene Ontology annotation, cellular component: membrane. The coding region runs from base 172 to 3048 and encodes 958 amino acids. The record is from RefSeq and is a predicted model, not a curated record. Gene Ontology annotation, biological process: potassium ion transmembrane transport; regulation of membrane potential. The transcript is spliced from 12 exons. NCBI's taxonomy places the organism in Eukaryota, Metazoa, Chordata, Actinopteri, Osteoglossiformes, Mormyridae. Gene Ontology annotation, molecular function: delayed rectifier potassium channel activity.
CUUCCAGCCUGGGGGAGUUGGGUCUUGGGCUGAUCUAGGAUCCCGGAGGCGAGAGGCUCACAUCCGAGUCCCACUUUGAACGGAGACCAUGAAGCAGCGCCCUGCGGAUAGUUUUAGGGACCAUCCGGACAAUUCAGACACUUUGCACACGUACUGAAUGAGCCGGUCGGGAUGGCAGGAGGGCGGAGAGGACUGGUGGCUCCACAGAAUACUUUUCUAGAGAACAUUGUAAGACGAUCAAACGACACCAACUUUGUUCUGGGGAAUGCCCAGAUUGUGGACUGGCCCAUCGUGUACAGCAACGAUGGCUUCUGCAAGCUGGCCGGCUACCACCGGGCUGAGGUCAUGCAGAAGAGCAGCACGUGCAGCUUCAUGCACGGGGAACUCACCGACAAGGAAACGUGCGAGAAAGUCCAACAAACCUUUGAAAACUAUGAGACAAAUUCAUUUGAGAUUCUUAUGUACAAGAAGAACCGGAUGCCAGUGUGGUUCUUCGUCAAAAUUGCCCCCAUAAAGAAUGAACAGGACAAAGUGGUACUAUUCCUGUGCACCUUCAGUGACAUCACAGCCUUCAAGCAGCCUAUCGAGGAUGAUUUAUCUAAAGGGUGGGGCAAGCUAGCCCGCCUUACCCGAGCCCUGACGAGCAGCCGGGGGGUCCUACAGCAGCUGGCCCCCGCUGUCCAGAGGGGCGAGAAUGUGCACAAGCAUUCACGCCUCGCUGAGGUGUUGCAGCUUGGGUCAGACAUCCUCCCACAGUACAAGCAAGAAACACCAAAGACCCCCCCUCACAUAAUCCUGCACUACUGCACGUUCAAGACCACCUGGGACUGGGUUAUCCUCAUCCUCACCUUCUACACUGCCAUCAUGGUGCCCUAUAACGUCUCCUUCAAAACCAAACAGAACAACGUGACCUGGCUGGUGGUGGACAGCAUUGUGGAUGUGAUAUUUCUGGUGGACAUUGUGCUCAAUUUCCACACCACCUUUGUGGGGCCUGCAGGGGAGGUGAUAUCGGACCCUAAACUCAUCCGGAUGAAUUAUGUUAAGACCUGGUUUGUCAUUGACCUGCUGUCAUGUCUACCCUACGAUGUCAUCAACGCCUUUGAGAAUGUAGAUGAGGGAAUCAGUAGCCUGUUCAGCUCCCUCAAGGUGGUCCGGCUGCUCCGUCUGGGUCGCGUGGCCCGCAAACUGGACCACUACAUCGAGUAUGGCGCUGCCGUGCUGGUGCUGCUGGUGUGCGUGUUCGGCCUGGCCGCCCACUGGCUGGCCUGCAUCUGGUUCAGCAUUGGCGACUACGAGGUCAUCGACGAGGACACCAAUACAGUGCGCAUCGACAGCUGGCUCUAUCUGCUGGGCGAGACCGUGGGCACACCGUACCGCUUCAACGUCUCCGGCUCCGGCAAGUGGGAGGGAGGACCCGAUAAGGAAUCGGUCUACAUCACCUCCCUCUACUUCACCAUGACCAGCCUCACCAGCAUCGGAUUCGGGAACAUCGCACCAACCACCGACGGCGAGAAGAUCUUUGCAGUGGCCAUGAUGAUGAUCGGAUCGCUCCUGUACGCAACCAUCUUUGGUAACGUGACCACCAUCUUCCAGCAGAUGUACGCCAACACGAACAGGUACCACGAGAUGCUGAACAGCGUCAGGGACUUCCUGAAGCUCUACCAGGUGCCCAAGGGCCUGAGUGAGAGAGUCAUGGACUACAUCGUCUCCACCUGGUCCAUGUCCAGAGGAAUAGAUACUGAAAAGGUCUUACAGAUCUGCCCGAAAGACAUGAGAGCGGAUAUCUGCGUGCACCUCAACAGGAAGGUGUUCAAGGAGCACCCUGCCUUCCGGCUGGCCAGCGACGGCUGCCUGCGGGCCCUGGCCAUGGACUUCCAGACGGUGCACUCUGCCCCUGGUGACCUCAUCUUCCACGUGGGUGAGAGUGUGGACAGCCUCUGCUUCGUGGUGUCCGGCUCCCUGGAGGUUAUCCAAGAUGACGAGAUCGUCGCCAUUCUCGGCAAGGGGGAUGUUUUUGGGGACAUCUUCUGGAAGGAGGUGAAUCUGGCCCAGUCCAGCGCUAAUGUGAGAGCCCUGACCUACUGCGACCUCCACAUCAUCAAGCGGGAUGCUCUGCAGAAGGUGCUGGAGUUUUACACUGCUUUUUCCAACCACUUCUCCCGCAACCUGGUGCUGACGUACAACCUGAGGAAGAGGAUGAUCUUCCGGAAGAUCAGCGACGUUAAGCGUGAGGAGGAAGAGCGGCUGCGGAGGAAGAAUGAGGCCCCCCUGAACCUGCCCCCCGACCAUCCCGUACGGAAGCUGUUCCAGCGAUUCCGGCAGCAGAAGGAGGCGCGGCUCGCAGCGGAGCAGGCGGCCAAAGAGGAGCUCGACCUGGAGAGCGGCACGCUCCAGGUCCUCAAGGACGAGGGUCACGACGUCGUCGCCACCACCAGCCUCGUCACCGUGACGGAGAGCCCCGUCACCUCCGUCUCCUCCUCUGCCCCCACCUCCGAGCUCUCCGACUGCGUCAAGCCGCAGACCCCGGCACUAAACUCCUCCAUCAUCUCCGGUGGCAGGAAGUCCACGGAGCCUGCGAAGGGGAAAGGGUGGGGCCGGUUCAAGGAGGCAGUGGUGAGCGGGGAGAACUGGGGCAAGGUAUCCAAAGCCGAGUCUCUGGAAACCCUUCCGGAUAGAACUAAGUUACAGGAAGAGGCCUCCCUGAAGAAGACGGACUCGUGCGACAGUGGGAUCACCAAAAGCGACCUGCGGUUAGACAACGUGGGGGAGGUCCGGAGCCCUCAGGACCAUAGCCCUGUCCAGCCUGGGCUGAAGCACGUCUUCUACCCCAUCCCUGAACACACCAUCCAGGCUUCCUUCCAGGAGCUCAAGCACGAACUCAAAGAAGACAUCAGUGCCCUCAGUAACCGGAUGGCCGCCCUCGAGAACCAGCUGGCGGAAAUGCUCCGGAUACUCAGAUCGAGGAAAGGCGCGGCUUCCCCCGAGCACAUCUUUGAAGUAUCACAGCCGGGGUCGCCUGAAUCAGACAAGGAAGACACUUUCUCCUAAUGUCUGUGGGUCUGGACUUCCCAGCAACUGAGUUUACAGGAGCUGGCCCUGAGUCUUGGCUCUCUAACAGGGUAGCAUGCACCCGCUACAUUCUGGGAAAACACUGGAUCACAUGUCCAUUCUCGCUUUCCAGUGACUGAGUAUACAGGAGCGGUUCCUGGAUCCUGGCUCUCUGAUAGGGUAGCGUGCACCUGUUGUAUUCUGGGAAAACACUGGAUCACACGCAAUAGAGCUUGUGCAAAGCAGCAAGUCGACAUUCACAUGAGUGAAUUCACAUGAGGCCACAUUUCGAAAUGAGCUUUUUUUCAGUUUUGCCAUGAAAUUAAUUGACGAUGUGGGGAGUAAUUAGAUUUUUCAGUCAGAAAUGAUAAUUAAAUAGCCAACACUCAGGAUCAUUUUUGACACGCAUGGAAGAGCCAUACUUUUGCUGUUCGCUGACUCCUAAGCCUGAUAAUAAAUAUUCGUUCACCUUUUCAGUGGAAAUAAUUAAAUUAAUGUUGAUGUGUUUUUCUGCACAAAAGUGAUCAUAUCAAUUGAGUAUUUAAGUAAGGAACUAAAGGGUUGCCAGUAUUUUCCAGCACCUUUCUCCCAACCUUAAAGUAUUACUAAUAAGUGUUUGAAGUGUCCUGAAAUUAUAAAGAUCAUUUGUGUUGAUCCUCUGGUUCCCUACACUGCUCUUUUAAAUGUCUUCCAAAACAUUCACCAAAAAAUUAGAAAAUGUUGAAUGGGUUUCCCUGUGACUCUGUCCAGGAUAAAUGAUGGAUGGAUGGAUGGAUGGAUGGAUGGAUGGAGUGUGAAAAUGUCUUAUAGUCCUUAUAAUCUUGCCUUUCCUUACUUUUCACUGACAUCCUUUACGUCUUUUAAUGCAUUUUAAAGCUGACCCUUCACAUAGUCCAUAGGUCAAAAGAUCAAUACAUUGUUUACAUUUCAUUUUUCUCAGAUCGUGAUGACCGUACAUUUUUUUUCCAUAAAAAUGUAUAAAUGAUGCCUAAUAUAUGAUGAUUGGAUGAUAUAUAUUUUAUAUAUUUACGAUGAGUUAGACAUUGUAAAUCAUUGAAUAUUAGAUAUUGAACAACUGCAAUCUGUUUCAUACAUAUGACAGCUAUCAAAUCUUGUAUUUCUUUCAGAAUUUGAGAAUUCGCAUGUUAAAAUGCUCUGUCAAGCAGCUUGAAAUACAUCCAGGGCCUAACACUCAAUUUGACUUUCAGUGUCCAAAGUGAAUCAAUUUGGCAGCUAAGUAGUGCACCAGGAAGGUCCACACUCAGAAUGUGCUUUAAUCAUCAUCGCUUUAUUUCUGUUUUAUUGGCCUUAAAAUAAUUUUACUUUUAUAUCUGGUAAAACAUUCACAAGCUCUUUUAUAUUUUUUAUAUAUCAUAGUAUGAAACAAAUCCGGUAAAAUGUAUACUGUGUUGGAGGCCAGCAGGGGGCGUAGUGGUUAGAGAAAGGCCUGCAGGUGGCAGUUCUCGGGGAGCACUGCUGUUUGUACCUCACCUAUCUGAGCAGAAAUGCUUUGGUAAAGAUGUAUAAAUUGUAUUAUAAAAAUGGUAACCUUGAAAUGAAAAUAUAGCAUAAAAUAUUGUAAAAUGAAUAGGAAGAGUUAUAUAAUGAAAGUGAAGAGUGUGAUUGUGGUGUAUGGUUGUGUGGGGUUAAGGAACAGCCACCUUACAAUGCGUGAGGCUUUAUAUCAAACUGACUGAUAUUAAUGGUCUGAGGUUCCACACAUAACAACAUGCAGCCGUAAAGUCAGUAUUUCUUGAUGGGAAGUACAGUUUUGCAGUUUGGGGAAAUUGAUUCUGAGGGAUCAUUUGUAUUGUUUCUUGCAUGUCUGAAAAAGGAAUGAAACUAAUAAUAAAUGACUUCUUUACGUCAUAA